Molecule: messenger RNA, 4088 nt
Organism: Medicago truncatula (barrel medic)
Lineage: Eukaryota; Viridiplantae; Streptophyta; Magnoliopsida; Fabales; Fabaceae
Product: cellulose synthase-like protein D5
Exons: 3
Coding region: 321-3836 (1171 amino acids)
Biological process (GO): cellulose biosynthetic process
Cellular component (GO): membrane
Molecular function (GO): cellulose synthase (UDP-forming) activity
Source: RefSeq, a predicted model, not a curated record
ACUCCUUUAGUUGACUAAACUCUCAAAUGAACCGUUUCUUAUAUUAGAAAGGAAAAAGCAAAAAACGAAAGCAUAUCCAACGGUCCAGAUCUAUCGACCGUUGCAUUUAAAUCCCAACUCAACCCUUUUUUCUUCUUAUUCAAAUUCGACCGUUGUCCAUUUUCAAACCCUACUUCAUCUUCUUCUACUUCUUCAUCUCACUCACUUUCCUCAUUCACUUCAACUUCACUUUCCUAAUGUGUCACUGAAAAAUCUAAUUUUUUUUUCUUUCUAUUCUUACUUUCUCAUUCUUUCUUUGUUCUUUGAAAAUUCCAAUAAACAUGGUGAACACAACAUCUUCUUCCUCUCCUGUGAAAAUCACUGUCUCUUCUGGAGGCAAAACUGGAGGAAGCAGAAACAUGGGUUUAACAAGUCCACUACCACGUUCUUCAGUCUCUAACAACAACAAUUCACCUCUCAGCAACCGUUCAAACCGGCUUUCCGGCGGCGGCGCCGCCAUAAGAAGGUUAUCAGGUGGUGGAGGUAACUAUUCAUCCAUGUCCAAAGAUGAUGUUACAGAAGACACAACAACAUCGGAAUAUGUUUCAUACACAGUUCAUAUUCCUCCAACACCAGAUCGCAUGCCACUUUCAUCUUCACAAACAAGCCUCCCCGAAGAAAACAACAAAAACAACAGUUUCAUCUCUGGUACGAUUUUUACCGGAGGUUUUAAUUCUGUUACACGAGGCCAUGUCAUCGAAUGCUCCAACGAAAGCAAAGAUCUACCGUUAAAAUCUAAACUGAUGUGUGGAAUGAAAGGCUGUGAUGAAGAAGCGAUCAAGGGUUGUACUUGUGAAUGUGGUUUCAAGGUAUGUAGGGAUUGUUACAAAGAGAUUUGUGGAAAUGGAGGUGGUGGUAAAUGUCCAGGUUGCAAAGAUUCUUACAAUAAUGUUAGUGAUGAUGAAGAAGAGGAAGAGGAAGAGGUUUCUGAGUGCGAAGAUCAAGCUCAACCGUUACCUUCUAUGGCAGAAUUCAAGUUGGACAAGAGGCUUUCUGUUGUGAAAUCGUUUAAAGCUCAGAAUCAGAACCAUCCACCUGAUUUUGAUCAUACUCGUUGGUUAUUUGAAACUAAAGGAACUUAUGGUUAUGGAAAUGCUGUUUGGCCUAAAGAUGGAUUUGGUUCCAAUGGUUAUGAACCUCCUCCUGAUUUUGGAAAGAAAUCUAGAAGACCCUUGACAAGAAAAGUUGGUGUUUCUGCUGCUAUUCUCAGUCCUUAUAGGUUGCUUAUUCUGAUGCGUCUUGCUGCACUUGGUUUAUUCCUUACAUGGAGGAUUCGACACCCAAACCAUGAGGCAAUGUGGUUGUGGGCAAUGUCAGUGACUUGUGAGCUAUGGUUUGCAUUUUCAUGGCUUCUUGAUCAGCUUCCAAAGCUGUGUCCUGUGAACAGAGUUACUGAUUUGUCUGUUUUGAAAGAACGGUUCGAGUCUCCAAAUCUGCGAAACCCGAAAGGGAGGUCUGAUCUCCCUGGAAUUGAUGUCUUUGUUUCAACUGCAGAUCCAGAAAAAGAGCCACCUCUUGUAACUGCAAACACCAUUUUAUCUAUCCUUGCAGUUGAUUAUCCUGUGGAAAAAGUUGCUUGUUAUUUGUCUGAUGAUGGUGGAGCUCUUUUGACAUUUGAAGCUCUUGCUGAGACUGCUAGUUUUGCAAGAUUUUGGGUUCCUUUCUGUAGAAAACACCAAAUUGAGCCAAGAAAUCCUGAAGCUUAUUUCGGUCAGAAGCGCGAUUUUCUCAAGAACAAGGUCCGGUUGGACUUUGUUAGGGAGAGGAGAAGGGUGAAGAGGGAAUAUGAUGAAUUCAAAGUGAGGAUCAAUUCCUUACCUGAAUCAAUAAGGAGAAGAUCAGACGCUUACAAUGCUCACGAGGAGUUGAGAGCCAAGAAGAAACAGAUGGAAACCGGUUCAGAUGUAUCAGAACUCAAGGUUCCUAAAGCAACUUGGAUGUCUGAUGGUUCUCUUUGGCCUGGAACAUGGUCAUCAGCAGAACCUGACCACUCCAGAGGUGACCAUGCUGGUAUAAUUCAGGCAAUGUUGGCUCCACCAAAUGUAGAACCAAAAUAUGGUUCAGAAGCUGAUGGAGAGAACUUGAUUGACACAACAGAUGUUGAUGUUAGGUUGCCAAUGCUUGUUUAUGUGUCUCGUGAGAAGAGGCCGGGAUAUGAUCACAACAAGAAAGCUGGCGCCAUGAAUGCUCUUGUUCGAACUAGUGCUGUCAUGUCCAAUGGACCAUUCGUUCUCAAUCUUGACUGUGAUCAUUACAUCUACAACUCCUUGGCCUUGAGGGAAGGUAUGUGCUUUAUGCUUGACAGAGGUGGUGACAGGAUAUGUUAUGUUCAAUUCCCUCAAAGGUUUGAAGGUAUUGACCCCAGUGAUCGAUAUGCAAACCACAACACCGUGUUCUUUGAUGUGAGCAUGAGAGCUCUUGAUGGUUUACAAGGUCCAAUGUAUGUUGGAACUGGCUGCAUAUUCAGAAGAACAGCUCUAUAUGGUUUUAGUCCUCCUAGAGCUUCUGAACAUCAUGGGUGGUUUGGCAGGAGGAAGAUUAAGUUGUUUCUGAGAAAAUCAAAGGUGUCAAAAAAGGAAGAAGAUGAAGUUUCUGUGCCAAUCAAUGAUCACAAUGACGACGAUGCAGAUAUUGAGUCCUUGCUUCUUCCCAAAAGAUUUGGAAAUUCUUCUUAUCUAGCUGCAUCCAUUCCAGUUGCAGAAUUCCAAGGAAGAUUGCUACAAGAUUCCAAAGGAAAUGGAACACAAGGAAGGCCUGCAGGUUCUCUUGCCGGGCCUCGCGAACCGUUAGAUGCCGCUACCGUUGCUGAGGCAAUUAGUGUCAUAUCUUGUUACUAUGAGGAUAAAACUGAGUGGGGGAAAAGAGUUGGAUGGAUAUAUGGUUCAGUUACAGAAGAUGUUGUUACCGGUUACAGAAUGCACAAUAGAGGGUGGAGGUCAGUUUACUGUGUGACCAAAAGAGAUGCUUUUAGAGGAACGGCUCCAAUCAAUUUAACAGAUAGGCUACACCAAGUGCUUCGUUGGGCAACAGGGUCCGUCGAAAUCUUCUUCUCAAGGAACAACGCGUUAUUGGCAAGUCCUAGAAUGAAAUUCUUGCAAAGGGUGGCUUACUUCAAUGUUGGAAUGUACCCUUUCACUUCAAUAUUUCUGAUUGUGUACUGCUUCCUACCUGCAUUAUCCUUAUUCUCAGGACAGUUCAUAGUCCAAUCCUUGAGCGUAACAUUUCUAGUAUUCUUGCUUGGAAUCACAGUCACACUAUGCUUGCUUGCACUGCUUGAGAUCAAAUGGUCAGGAAUCACUUUACAUGAUUGGUGGAGAAAUGAACAGUUUUGGUUAAUCGGCGGAACGAGUGCACAUCCUGCAGCUGUUUUACAAGGCUUGUUGAAGGUGAUAGCAGGAGUUGACAUCUCAUUCACACUAACAUCAAAGUCAGCCACACCAGAAGAUGGAGAAGAUGAGUUUGCUGAUCUUUAUUUGGUGAAAUGGAGCUUUCUAAUGGUUCCUCCAAUCACAAUUAUGAUGGUGAACACUAUUGCUAUUGCAGUGGGAGUGGCUAGGACUCUUUAUAGUCCAUUUCCACAAUGGAGUAGACUAGUUGGAGGGUUGUUUUUCAGCUUCUGGGUUUUGUGUCAUCUUUAUCCAUUUGCAAAAGGGCUUCUGGGAAGAAGAGGAAAGGUUCCAACCAUUAUCUAUGUUUGGUCUGGAUUACUCUCAAUCAUUAUUUCUAUGCUUUGGGUUUAUAUUAACCCUCCUUCUGGUGCAAGACCACAGGAUUAUCUGAAUUUUCAGUUCCCUUAGUUUGAAGAAGUGAAGUUACUCUACUUCAUGUAUUUGUCUAUGCUGUAAUAUUUUAGGUAUAUUUUACUUUCUGUUAUCUUGAUGGUGUGACACUCUCUCCAUAUACUACUAGAGAGAGAAAAAUAGGAAUUUGCAAACUUGGUGCUGUAGUUAGUUAUCAGUCAAAUUCUUUUGUUAAUGUCUCAAAUGACUGAGAUAAUAUCACUUCUCCUAUUUGUCUAAAAAUGCAUUCUAGUAUUCAUAUCACUUUUA